Oncorhynchus tshawytscha (Chinook salmon) is the source of this 1483-nucleotide messenger RNA. RefSeq names its product protein bunched, class 2/F/G isoform-like. The record is from RefSeq and is a predicted model, not a curated record. The transcript has 3 exons. NCBI's taxonomy places the organism in Eukaryota, Metazoa, Chordata, Actinopteri, Salmoniformes, Salmonidae. Bases 1 to 636 code for a protein of 211 amino acids.
AUGCCUGCUACCCCGCUCCUCUCUGGUGCCCCCUCAGCCCUCCUCCCCAGGAAGGGCAGUGACAAGGGGUUGGUGGCUCGCUUCCUGCAGCGCUCCAAACGGAACCUGGCGUCCGCCGCAGAGAAUUCUGGGAACAUGGGACAGGGUCAGAAAAGGAGAGGCGGGGUGGAGGGCAACGGGACAGGCCAUCUCCCUUUAGAGCAGGUGUUACGUAACUCCUGGGGGGCCAGCCAGGGAUCCCACCCGCCACACCCUCAUCACCGUGGUCACCACCACUCCCAUAGCGACAGCCGCCACAACCGCCGUCAUAGCAACCAACCCCCUGUGACGGAGGGGAUCCACUUGCGCAGCUGUGGCGACUUAAGCUCCUCCUCCUCUGCGUCGCUAUGGCGAUUACUGACGGCCAACCCCCCACGGGUCAUCGGGGGCACUGUACACAGAGUCAGCCCUGUAAGAGGGGGGGGCACUGUACACAGAGUCAGCCCUGUAAGAGGGGGAGGAGGGAGGAAAGAUGGGAUGGGGAGGAAAAGGAGAGGAGGCAGAAAGUGUACCCACACAGAGGAGAGUGGAGGCAUGGUAUGGUCUAAUGAAGAAGAGAUACAAAGGGAGGAGGAGAAGUGGAGGAUGGUAGGAUGAGUUAGACAGGGGAGAGGAAGGAUGAAGGAACAGGCUACUGACAUAUCCUGAUGGGCGGUGGAAGGAGUCAGCACUAUGAGGAGGGAACGACUGGACAUUUGCUACAGCCUUGUUCCAAUACUUUCAACAUGCAUCCUACCGCUUUCCCUUCCUCCUUCCCCUUGGAGCCCUCCUCUGCACCUGCGCCUGGCCUUCCUUUCCUGAACUUUGACCUCUCAACUAACCUCCUUCCUUCAACCUUCACCUAGCCAUACUGAACACAACUCUCUGGGAUCUCUCUUUAACUUCAAGACUAGAGAGGAUGGAGAGAAGGAGUAGGAUAAUGAAGUUUCCCCUAGACUCUGAGCUACGGUCAGUUUAGUGUUUCUCCUCCUAAUGGUUAAGGUUAGGAUCAGUGGAGCAUAAGCUGAUCCUAGAUCUGUGUCUAAGGUAAACACUUUUCUGGAGCUGUGAACAUCACUCUUACACGAACCGCAUACACUCAUUAAACUGCUCACUCUUUUUCAAAACUCAAAUGUACGUUCAUUUGUCCAGCUCUUCAUCCGGAGCGAAACUCACUUUAAGUGUUCAUGAAAUUCACCUUUUUGUCUUCCACUCGUGAAAUGGUUAACCUUCCUUUUCUCCUGAUGACACUGUAAAAUGUACAGAAAAAUGUACACUCGUUUUGCCCACUGACAGUGAAAGUUUAAUGGCCUGCUAGUGUCGCCAUAUGUUUACAAACUUACAUCUUUAUUAGUCUUUUUUGUGGUUCAUUUUCUUGAGGUAAAAUCAACAUGUAAUCCUCAACACCCCUUACCUAGUCCAUCUCCAAUCUGCUUUCGGAAGAAAGGUGCCUCAAACUCAAAAC